Vespa mandarinia (Asian giant hornet) is the source of this 1535-nucleotide messenger RNA. It is a transcript of the gene Arr1, whose product is annotated as arrestin 1. Gene Ontology annotation, cellular component: cytoplasm. The record is from RefSeq and is a predicted model, not a curated record. Gene Ontology annotation, biological process: G protein-coupled receptor internalization; signal transduction. Gene Ontology annotation, molecular function: G protein-coupled receptor binding. NCBI's taxonomy places the organism in Eukaryota, Metazoa, Arthropoda, Insecta, Hymenoptera, Vespidae.
GUUUAUUCAGUCAAAGGUUGGAAGUAACAAACGAUAUUCUUUUCGAUCUCGCGAAAAGUUACUUCUUUUUGUCGAUAAAAAAAAAAACAAAGGAAAUAAGGAAUAGGAUUGAAUUUAAGGAAAACAAAAAAAAAAAGGAGAGAGAGAGAGAGAGAGAGAGAGAGAGAGAGAGAUAAACAAAAUCUCAAUAUGGUAGUCAAUUUUAAAGUGUUCAAGAAGAGUUCGCCGAACGGAAAGAUCUCUUUGUACGUUGGCAAACGAGAUUUUAUCGAUUAUUUAUCGGGCAUAGAACCGAUCGAUGGUGUUAUAUUAUUGGAUCAGAAUUAUAUUGAAACAGGUCGAAAGAUAUGGGGCCAAUUGAUAUGCAGUUUUCGUUAUGGCAGAGAGGAGGACGAGGUUAUGGGAUUGAACUUUCAAAAGGAUCUUUAUCUUAUAUCCGAACAAUUAUAUCCACGUAGUUACAACAAGACGGAUGUUAAUAAUACAAGAUUACAAGAGAGAUUGUUACAAAAAUUGGGCCCUAACGCUAUACCGUUCACCUUUAAUUUUCCACAGAGCGCGCCUUCGAGCGUGACCCUUCAACCGAGUCAAGACGAGACGGGAGAGCCGUGCGGUGUUAGUUACUUCGUUAAAAUUUAUGCCGGCGAAACGGAGACGGACAUUACGCAUAAGAGAAGUACGGUAUCCCUUGGUAUAAGAAAAAUACAAUAUGCGCCAACUAAACAGGGUCGACAACCGUGUACUAUCGUAAGGAAGGAUUUUCUAUUGAGUCCCGGUGAACUCGAGCUUGAGGUAACCCUUGACAAACAAUUGUAUCAUCAUGGUGAAUCGAUAGCCGUUAACGUUAGCGUUAGAAAUAAUAGCAACAAGAUCGUUAAGAAGAUAAAAGCUUUGGUUCAACAAGGUAUUGACGUUGUCAUCUUUCAAAAUGGCCAAUUUCGUACUGUCAUCGAUGCGAUCGAGACCCAAGAUGGUUGUCCCAUAACACCAGGCUCAAAUCUACAAAAGAUAAUAUAUUUAAAGCCUAACUUGGAAAAUAAUAGGAAUAGACGUGGUAUCGCAUUAGAUGGUAGAUUGAAACGCGAGGAAGCCGAAUUAGCGUCGAGCACAUUGUUGACCUCGCCCGAUGUACGCGACUCCUUUGGCAUCGUUGUCUCUUAUGCCGUCAAGGUCAAAUUAUAUCUCGGCGCAUUGGGUGGCGAACUGUCAGCCGAGUUACCUUUCAUAUUCAUGCGACCUAAACCAACCGAGAGGCUCAAAUUGGCUAACAACGAAACCUGCGUACACAUCGAAAAUCUACUGGAGGAAAAGAUCAAUGAAAAUUAGAUUAAUUUUGUAUAUAUAAAUAUACAUACAUAUAUAUUAUAUAUUUAUAUAUAUAUACACAUACACAUAUCUAUUAUAUUUGUCUUUACGUCUUUGCUUCCGUUCGUUUAUCUAUCGUUCUUUUUAAAAGUCUACGAAAGGUAAUCUCUAUUAUACUUUUUAUCAUCGUGACACUUGGAAGCGAGGAAAAAAAGAAAAAAAAAAAAAAA